Messenger RNA from Dovyalis caffra, 1167 nucleotides. Lineage: Eukaryota; Viridiplantae; Streptophyta; Magnoliopsida; Malpighiales; Salicaceae. The record is from the annotation of a GenBank genome assembly.
AUGUUUAGUUUUCUCUGCAAAUCGGUUCUCCACUAUAGGAGAGACACUGCUACACUUUCACCCACCCACAAGCUCUUUUCAUUUCAACACUCGCCUUCUAUUGUUACUCUCAGAUUCUUCAUCUCAACCUUUGAAAAUCCAAAUAAACAGUCAUUUGCAGCCUCUUAUCUCAUAAGCAGAUUUGGGUUCUCUCCAGAAUCAGCCUUUUCAAGUUCUAAACGUCUCAAAUUUAAAACCCUAGAUAAACCUGACUCGGUGAUUCACAUGUUUGAGAACUAUGGUCUCUCUCAAGACCAAAUCUUAAAACUCGUUAAAAAAUACCCACGAGUGCUUUCGUUCAGAUCUGAGAAAACCCUUUUCCCUAAACUCGAGUUUUUUCACUCUAAAGGCAUGUCAGGCAAUGACAUUGCCCACAUUUUUUGUGCAUAUCCUCAUCUUUUGGACAGAAGCUUGGAAAACCAGAUAACUCCUAAUUUUAACUUCCUUGCCAAUUUGCUUCAAUCCAAUAACAAGACAAUUGCUACUGCUAAAAGAUACUCGCCUAUUCUCUAUCAUAAAGCCGAUACAUAUUUGAAACCUUGUAUCAAAAUUUUGGAAGAGUAUGGAGUCCCCAAAAUGCAUAUUGCUUCGUUGGUUUACCGCUCGCCUAGGUCUGUCAUGAUGUCUCCGAAUCAUUUCAGAAGGAUUGUAGAGAGGGUGAGAGAAAUAGGAUGUGAUCCGUUUAAGUCCAAUUUUACUGUGGCAGUGUUGGUGAUGAGUCAAUUGAGCAAAUCUGGAUGGGAAAGGAGGUUGCGUGUUUAUAAGAGUUGGGGUUGGUCUGAGGAAGACAUCCGUGCUGCUUUCAUAAAGGAGCCAUGGUGCAUGAUGACAUCAGAUGAUAAGAUAAUGGCAGUGAUGGACUUUUUUGUUAAUAAUAUGGAUUGCGACCCUUCAUUUAUUGCCAAAAAACCCUAUCUACUGAAGCCAGGCUUGAAGACAAGAAUGAUCCCAAGAGCUUCAGUUGUUCAAUUUUUGCUAUCGAAACAGUUGAUUAAAAGGAAGCCUAACUUGGUUACUCUGUUUUUCUCUUCUGAGAAGUUGUUCCUUAAGAAGUUCGUGAAUUGUUUUGAUGAAGCUCCUCAGCUAUUAGAGAUAUACGAAAAGAGAAAUCAAAUCUUUCAAAAAUGA